UCCAAUACGAAACUUCCUGUGGCUCAUCUGUCUGUCGCUAUGAGCUGUGACGAGAAGAAUAACAAGCGAAGGAAGAAGCGUUCGAAGCAGAGUUCGGAAGGGAAUUCGCACGCUCCGAAAUCAGUCGAAAAUCGUGAGGUAUGUAGGCCGAACAUUAAGCACACGCACUGCAGUUUUCACUAAAAAAAGGAUCAACACUAUGAGAAGUGGGUUUCAGGUGAUGUACAUCUCUUGUUUUGACGGUAAUUUUCUAUUUCCGUCUGGCUUUAGUCUUGGCCUUGGUGGUUUGCUUAAAAUGGAAUGUUUGUUUUUCACUUAGACGUCUUUCAUGUUAGUUGCAUGACUUUGAAAUGGGUUCCAUUUCUAUCUAUUCACCUCCUUUAAACACGACAUAAAUUAUAAAGCGAUGAUUUUGCUUGGUUUCGUUUCGGCCAUCGCGAAAUGAAGGAUUUUUGUUUCGCUUCAACAGACACUGCCAACGAGUUUCUGGCAUCGAGUUAUAUAAUUUUUAGUCUUUCAUAUCGCAUGUUUAGACGAGGUGUCAUGGAGGUUAUUUAUCACUUAGCAGCGUGUUUAGCUGGUAAAGUAAAGAACUCUGUUGUUCCCUUUGGUAAUAAUGAUUCUCUGUUAUUAACUUUUUUUGUUGUAAAGAUAUUUCCAGUUUAAUGACCUACGUAAUUAGAAAUAACAGUUGGUAGAAGACACGAAUUCUAGCGAUCAUGUAAUGCUGGUGUUCUGUGAACACAUUCCAUAACAGAUUUUUAACAUCUAUCUCGAUUGUGAAUUUAAAAAUGUUAUUACCCCCAUUAUAUUAACUGGCGGAAUUAUUUUUUAUGAGAUGUGAAAUUGAUAUUUCACUUAGAGAUACGAUCUGAACCUUCUGUUUUCACUGUAUUUACAUGCUUCAAAAAGUUGUCCUUGCUUGUGAAGCCAUUGAGCUAAUUUAUUUUUAAAUGGUCUACAUUGUUUACCUAUAAAGAGAGACAAAGUUUAUAACUUAUAAACACAGUUUUCACAAGUCUUCCUCUUGUAACAAGGUAAUGUCUGUUUUAUGCACUUGCUUUUGUGUCAAUCUCCUUUCAAUUUUACUAAGGUGGAAGGAAUUGGGCCACUGAUUGUUGUUAUUUUAUUAUCGUCCUUUUAUACUUUGUAUAUCAGUGAAAAUUAUUUGACUUUGCUUUUUUUUCAUGAUAUUAGGGAGGAAAAGCAGUUCAAACUCAUGUCAACUCUUCAGACGUUAAACUUUCUCAGGUCAGUACUGUUCCAUUUAGAGCCAAGUUGUUUUGACCCUUUCUUUCUUGUUCAUGUCAAAACAAUCUUCAAAUAAGCAAAGCUGUUUCAUAAACAUUGCAUUUAUGCCUUGUAUUUUUUUUGUAUUUUGUGGGAACUAGAUUAUUGCAAUUGGUCCGGUGUGAUUACUAUGAUAUCUUCCUGUGACAAGCUGCAUCCUCUAGAAACAGUCAUGGUUAUGUGUACAGACCUUAAACCAUUUGCCCCCUGGAGAUUUUGCCAAAAAAAGCGUUUUAAAGCUAGUUGAGCGGUUUUCUGGUCACUGUUGUUCUAUAGAGAGCUAAAAUUUACCACAAGGCCAUUUACAGAUCGUACAUGCACUUCACGACCUUCUGAUCCAGAUGCAAAGUAGUAGCUUGUGAAGUUCAGGCAUGCACGGAAAGCAAAAUGUCGACACAGCAGCAUGUUUUUGUGACACAGCAGUCUUGAAUUUUACUUUUCGCUUUCUCUCCUCACCUCUUUUUUCACUUUUCUCGCCUCAAUUUUUUUUCUCUUUUGCUGGGUAUUUGGUAGGCUUCAUUUUGGUGGGAAAAGUUUUUAGGAAAGCUAUUAGGAUCUUAGGAUUAGAUGAAAGGAAAGGUGGGUAGGUAGUGGGACAAGACUUUCAUGGAAAUUUUCAGGUCAAUGUUACAUGGUUUUUUGCAUUUUUCUCUGGUGUCCUUUGCUGAAUUUUGCUUAUUCUGCCAUGGUUUGAAAGAUCUCUUCACUCUGCUCAAGAUAGUUGACAAAGUUGUCCUUGGCCAUUAAAACUUAUGAUGUUACACGCGGUAGAAAGGACAGAGAUCCGCACAGGCGGUUACGUGUGUCUCAGGGGCAAAUGGGUUAAGGUUGUAACUCAAACGCAAAUCGUUAGUUUCAUAAUUAGAUUAGAUUGUAGAAUUGACAGGGAAAUUCCAGAGCAAGAAUCUGCUGAUCAUGGUGUCCGCCAGGCAGUCUUAAGUCUACCCUGCAAGCAGAGGUUUCUUUUUGGCAUAGUUUUUAGCAUUUGUAAAGUUGUUCACAUGGCUUGUCAGUCACAUAGUUGAUUUGUUUGCGCUCCAAGAGAAACCUCUGCAGCAAGCCAUCUGUAGUUUUCAUAGUUAACUCGUUGUCUAUAGAGAUAAUGAUAUAAAUUUCAUAGCCCUGCCAGGAUUUGAACUUGCACCCCAACUUACUCCAGUGCAAAUAGUGAUGCCUCAUACCACGGGACCACUGCGCAGUUUGUUUCUUAAAAUUAAUACAAUUGAAGUAUUUUUCUCUGCCAUUCACAUUGUUUGAACCGUGUGGAGCUGUAUUUAUCAUGAAUUCAAAGAUGCAUGUGAUGAAAAAUGGCUUACAGUGUAAACCAUUUGCAUUCACUCACCGGCUUUAUAUAUAUGUAUGCCCACUUGAUGAGCACACUGGUCUUCAUCUUCGCUGCUCUCGCUGAAGGUCGGGUUGCCGUUUUUGUGUUUUAAAAAUCUUUCAUGGCAAAGAUUUACUGCGGCUUGUCCAAUCAGUCCCUGUUGUGUUUGCAGCCCACUGUUAUUUGCCUCAGAAAUACUUCGCAAUUCACCAGGCGAUUUGCCAACAUACAGUAAACAGAGGAUAAAUAAAAUUAGCCCUAGUUGGUGGCCAUGUUGCCUGGAAACCCAAAAUGCACGAUGAUGUCAUGCUGAAUGGCAUCUUUAGGAUUUGUUUAUGGCUUGUUGCUAGGCAACUUCUGAAAGAAAGAUUUAUGACCAAAGAAAAAAUCGCACUCCGCUUGCAAUCCUCUUGCAACAAAAUUAUAAACUGGCCCCACGAGAAUGAUAAAUAAACUAAUAACUCUUGAUGUAAUCAAUUAAUGAAUAAAAAUAAGUCAAUUAUUAAUCCUGCUUGUCAAAAUGUUUUUUGGGGGCUAAUUAACUGAUUCUCGGAGUAGCAUUAUGCUAGCUUCACCUUGCCUUCAGGCAAGCUGUUAAACAGACUUUCUGAACACCCCAAGUCCUGUGGCCCAUUUAUCUAAAGUCCUGGUAACUUUAAUCUAAAGAAUAAAAGAGUGGAUCCUAGCUAACAAACCAGUCCAUUUUAUUUUGUUCACUGAUAGUUUAUCAUGUUAUUUGUCAAAACUGUCUACAGAUCUUGAAUUUAAACAAUAACAGCAUACAUUAAUUAUUGGGACUUUUGAGAAAUAGGCCACUACUAUUCUUUUAAGUAAACUCCAUGUGCAGUCAUUGUACAUGAUGCAUUAAAAUAAUGCUAAGAAUGAUUGCAUUUCUUACAAAGCUCUUUCCUUUCUUUGUCAGCAGAUCCUGUACAAUUCAACUCCAAAAUCUGACAAUGCACCUAAAGCUGGGACACCAUGUAUUGAUGGUGAAAGAUGCCUUCUUUGUCACAAAGAACGUUAUGACAAGCUCAAGAAAGGUGUGAAAGCUGUUUGAUUUUGUUAUUUUCCUCUCUAAAAAGUGUUAAAAACAAUAUAAAUUGUUCAAACAGAAUAACAGUAAAGUUGCAAUGUUUGUUUGACAUUGCUGUAUGUUGUUUUGUUUGGCAAUAUAAUAGGAUAGCUGCAUUUAUUAUAUGUAUUAGGAUAAUGUUUAGGUAAAUCAGCAAUAAACCUGGAAAUCAAGGAAAGUCAUGGAAUUCUACCCUAGCAUUUUCCAAGAUCAUAAAGUUCUUGAGAAAUGACCGCAGGUUGUUGGAAAGUCCUUGAGAUGUGUGAAGAAUGAUCGUGGACAUUUGGAGCUGAUGAUGUUUCACCACCCCAAUCUAGGUAGUGCUUUUCAUUGGUUGAAGCAAAUUUCCCUUGUGGCAUGACUAUUCAGAAGCAAUACCCAGAUCUGGGUAGUGACACAUCAUUAGUAGGGAAUUUCUGCUCUCGUUCAUCAGGCGUCAUUUCACAGGGAAACCAGAUUAUCAAUUUCCUUGUUCUCCUAGUCCUAAUUAACCGGAAUAAUUAGUGCUACGAGACAAAGUAAAUUCAGAACCAACCUAGGCUGAAAAAUUUUAACCUGAAUUUAGUUUUGACCUGUAACAUAGACAGAAGGUUAUUACAUGUCAUCCCUUUGGCUCCUGCCAGUAAAACUGUGUUUUUAUGAUUUGUGUAUACUGUAGGGUUGAUGCCGUGGCAUACAGCUGUGCAUAUGUAAAAAUUCAUGUAUUGUCUCUUUAACCUCAGGUGAACUCAAGUCUCUAUCUUGUAACUCAACUGAAACCCUAGUAUCACAGGUGAGAUUCUACAUUUUAUAUCUUGUUUAUAAAGCUCUCCAGGGGAGUUUCUGUACAUGAUUACUAUUAACAAGUCAGUGAAAUGCUUGUAGUAAAAUUUCGUACAGCAUCCUUCAGGGUUUUCCCUUAUGUGCAAGUACGCAUCAGAGACACUUUGUUUAGCCAAAAAAGAAAAAAAAAAGGACGCAAAACACCAAAGAGAACCGGUCCUCUCGGACGCACAUGUUCUAGAGCAAUAGUUUACUAAUAAUUAGUUUAGAACUGCGUAGAUCUGCAAAAAAUCUUUUUGAGAAAAAAAUGUAAAGACUUUUGAAUCUUUUUUCUUUUGUCUGACUCCUUUUUUUAAAACUAAAAAGAGCCAUACUCACAUUGAAUGGUUCUUAAGCUUUUUUUGAUGUUCCGAUCAGGGAACCACAUUGAAACUCCUUGCAGAGGCUUGGAAACUAAUGUUUCAUUGUGAGGCAUUCUAGGACAGAAAGUGAGUUGAAAAAAACAUGGCAGAUUCUGAAUCACAGCCUGGUUAAAAGAGUCUUCCUUUUCUAGGUCUUUGUUUUCUAGACCCCCCUACUUGUGUUUUAAUGUAGUACAUUUUUGUAUUUACCCAGCAACUACAGCCUCCCCCAGUUUUUGGGUUAAUGGUCAGCCACAGAAUAAUUCUAGGAAUAAAUGCGGGCAAGCAAAAGUGAGCCCACAGACUAUUCUUGGUCAGCAGCAGUUUUUUUUUUAUAAACAUGUCAUGUUUGUGCACACUUCCUAACCAUCAGUUACUGCUAGUGCAUAAUUAUUUAUGGAUUUUCCAUUGCAAUGGCAGUCUACAGUGUAUGCAUGUACAUGUAUAUGCUAUCCUACUGUAAUCUGAGACUUACCAUUCCAAAUCAGCAGCAAGUAUGUAUGUAUGUAGCUUUCUUAAUUAUGCUAGAGUGUUUUUUACAUGUAGGUACCACUUUGGGUGUGUCCUGACUGCAGAAGAAACAUUGAAGAAGAGGAGCGUCGUGCAGCUCUGGAACCUUCAUCACCAUCAAAUUUCCAGGUGCACUAUACCAGCCCUAAAUUAAUUUAUUUCAAAAGACAACUUCCCUUUCAUUUUUUUAGGAACUGUAAAAAUCUAUAGAGUACAAUAAAUCAUGACAAAGUGUUUAAACAAUAUUAUUAUGAGUAUUGUUAUGAUGAUGAUGAUGGUUUUUGUUAUUAAUAUCUCUAUGUAACAAUUAUUAUUGUAUUGUAUUAGCUUGAGGUAACACACUCAUUUUCAUCCUUCAUUUUUGAGUGAUCCUCAUUAACUUUGAAGAUCAUGCAGCAUCUUUAAGUAUUAAUACAGUGGAAUUAUUAUGAAUGUUGUCAAGUGUAAAUACUGAGUUACAAAAGGGCACCUGAUCUUGUUCACAUUUGCAAUGUGAGGUUUCUCGAUGAACACUUUAUAUUACCGGUACUAUUUUGUGCACUAGUCCACUGAAUGUGUACUUGUAUAUGUAUGUAUUGUGUUAUAACACAGUUUUGUUUUUAAACAACAGGAUUUGAAGCAGAAACCAACCUUGAAUCUCACCCUCUCUAUAACUACUAAGCCUAAUGGUCAGGAGGCAAAGUCUCAUUGCCAGAGCUGUAACAGAAGGUAUACAUGUACAUGUAUAUAAAUUGUUGUUAUUGUAGACAUUUAGCUCAACUGAAGCAUUCCCAGUGGUACAUUUAAAUGCUGAGUUUCCUUUUGGCACCCUUCACUGAUAAAAAGUUCACCAAAGAUACGUUGUAACACCUGUUUUAACACAGUCAUUCUCAUACAGUGCAUAAUUAUGCCAUCUCUCCCGGAUUGUUCGGGAGUCUCCGGGAUAUGGCACUGAUCUCCCUCUCUCUCGUACAGGUCACCAAAUCUCUCAGAUAAAAAUAAUGGACUUCUGCGCUUUUCUGUGCUUUAGUUUGAAAGUAAAUCCAUUUUUUUCUCAACAUUUGAUCUUUUUUUUAUUCAUUGUAUGGUUUCCGGGACAUUUUUGCGUGUAUUUAGUCACUGACAAAGAUUAUUUCAUCAUUGCAACAAUGAAAGCAAAUUUUGAUAGCAUGUACUUCAUAAGACUCCAUAUACGUGUAAUGUUUUAAGCCAUGGUGGUUGGGUCAAUAUUGUUGGGGGGAGGUGGAGUGGUGGGGUUGUUGACAUUCAAGGGGGAGUGUAGUACCAAAAAAGAGACUCCAGAUAUUAGAUCUCCAGAGGUUGGUAUCUCUGCAUUUUUGUGUUCUAAACUUAUAACAUUGUCAUUUUGCCAACUCUACCGGAUAUUGUCGGAACCUCCUAGAUACAAGUACAUGUACUCUGGAAAUUUCCCAGUCUCACUUGCCAAUGUCCAAAAGUGACUUUUGAGCUUUUUAAAAAAUACUUAAGUUUGAAAUUUAGCUUAUUGUCCCGUCAAAUUCAUAAAUGUUUUUUAUCAUCAACGAUUUCUGCCCUGUAUUUGCACAUACACUGUACAUUGUAUUAACCACUGAUAAGACUUUGUCAUGAAAGCAAAUGCUGUUAUGGUCUGUAAAUUUUGUACCUCAUGGAAAAUGUCACAAGACGCUCCUAUGUUAUGAUUUUGGGACUGGGAUGAGGCUUGUGAGGGGGUUAGCAUUAAGUAACAUCGGCUGAAAGCAGAUUGUUUCUUUCAGUAAAAUUACAUGUAGAACAACUUAAGUUCAACUUUACGGUGUAAUAUAUAUAAAAAACAGAUACACCAUAAACAGGACUUGAAUGCUUUAAACUCGAGUCAUUUGCUUCAUAACCUACAUGUACACCCAUAUCCACUACACCGUCGAGGGCUACAUGUCAAUACCUGCCAAAUCCAGUAAUUUUAAAAUAUUUAUGUACCUUUGCCGUAUCUUAUAUUUGAAAGCUAACCAUUUUCAGUUCAGUGCUUAGCCCCAGUCACUGCAGAUCAGUGUUUAACUCUCUCGUAUGUUCUCUCCAUAACUGGUGCUCUGCACUUUUCAUUUAACAAUUCCCUAGAAAGCAACGUUAUUGUCAUUUAAGGGUUGAAAAAGGUUUUAUUUUUAAUCAUUUUUUUUUAAACAUUUUUUGUAUACAGUUGUGUGAAGCCAGAUGUUAUAAAUGAUUUGGCUAAGGAGAAGGAAAGGCAGCAACUGCGGGUUUGUUUUUGUCAUUUUUAUCAUUCUACUCAUAGUCCACAAGCCACUUGCAGAAGCAGCUCAUGGUGAAAGAGCCAUUUUAAAAAAAUUUAAAGAAAAAAAUUGAUACUGUUUACAGAUUGAAUACACAUCUUCUGCGAAGAGAUGCCCCCCUUCAAAUAUGAUAAAUUAUUUCCUCACCCUUGACCUAAUUUAGGUGCCAGCCAAAAGUGAUACUGCAUAAAUCAAAGAAAUCUAUUAAUUUUUAUUACAUGUAGCUUUACCGUUCUAUACAUAGGAAAUAAUAUUUUCCAAGCUUAACAUUCACCAGAUCAUUGUGCAUAAGCAUAUGCAGCUGUACCUCCACCCCCCUUCACUCUCUGUACCCUGUAUGGACAUUCCUAUCUUAGCAAUAAUUAUGUAGGGUGUUUGUCACAUGAACCUAGUUUAGUGGCCUCAAUUAGCUCCCAAUUAAUCUCCUGUGGCUUUAUAAUGUUAGAGGAUCUGGACUACUAACCAGGAUGGUUUGACUCCUAAGUACUCAGGUUAUCUUCUUCCAAGCCAACCGUGUCUCUGAGUAAAAAAAAGUAUCCUUCUCCACUAGGUUUAAUUAUAUGUAUAGAUACAUGUUUGUGUUAGUGGCAACUGCCAUUGUUGCUGAUAAGUCUUUUAUUCUUGUUAUUUUUCAGUGUUGUUGGGGUGAAGUACGGAACAUUGUCCGUUGUAUUUAUAGGGAAGCAGGCACAUCUUUGGCAGGUAAAAAGCAAGACAACGGUGUUUAACCUAGUCUUAGAGUCAUGUGAUGGAGAGAGAAUUUGUCAGUUCCACCUUAAGUUAAAUUAAAGGGUAAAAUCAUGUGGUGUUAUGAAUGGUUAUCAUUUAAACCGAAGCUCUUCAGCAGUUCUUUCAUCUAGCACUAUUAAUAUUACUCAGUUUGUAACUGUAGUUGUAACUUUUGUGCCUGUGGAUGAAAUCCUAUGGUGUGACCAUUCAAUAACCACUGGAACCUCUUCAUCAGUACUCUUGCAUGGUACUAUUAUUGGUUGCAUGUAGUACAAUGUAUGUACUACAUAGUUCUAACUUUUGAGUCUGUGGAUGGAAUCCAUUGGUAUUACCAUUCAAAUGAAACCUUUUCAGCAGUACAAUGUACUUUUGCAUGAUAUGAUUUUUUAUUAAACAAGUUUGUGGACAAAAUCCUGUAGUUUCACUAUUCAUUGACAAGUGAAUCCUCUUCAACCAUACUUUUUUCAUAGUACCCAUUUACAUGUUAUUAUUUUUUCAUCUGGAAGAAAUUAACCCCUUGAGCAAAACUUUUGCACUGUACUGCAUUGUAUUUAGUUUUUAAGCGUUUAUAAAACAAAAUUUGACUUUUUAGAAUUAACUGGUCACUAUAAACAAUUCAAUGGCUAAAAAAACAAAAAACUGGGAGAGGUGUUUGAGCUGAAGGAUAAAACUAGUUCUGAUAUUGGGAACAGAGGUAUAAAACCAUUUUUCGCAGGAGUAUCCAACUUUUAAGCUGCAAUGAUAAAUAUUAUUUUCAUGAUGUUCUUUUCAUUUCAGAUGAAGAGGAAACAGUCAGAAAUUCUUUGGAUGAGAACAGGCUCAGAGUCAAAGUAGAUAAGUGAGUUCCAUUUCUCCUUACAUGUUCAUCAAAUUACUAUGUAGGCCAUCCAACCUUCUGUAAGAGGCCAUGGAAUUAACUUUUUUCCAGAAAUCUUGUGACCUGUUAAUAGAGAGCUUAAGCAAAGACAAUGUUGAGCAACUCACAUCAACUGGAAGUGUUUAUUUUUUUCAGUUUUGGAUGGUGGUUUUGCCUAAAUUUUACAACAAAUCAGUGUCUACAGUAGUAAAGACACAUAGAAAUACAAAUUUGGUAUCAUCGAGGCCUGCUUUAAAAUGAAAAGGACCUCACUUCCAAUUGACAUGCAUUUCUCAAAAACCCCUUUGGUUAAGCUCCCUAAUAUUACAUGUAUUUCAAAGUGGUGGCCAAUUCCCGAGUCGCAGUCAUCUGGUUUUUUAACUUCAAUAUGAAAAAUAAUGAUGCUAGGAGAUUGCCUGCAUGAGAAACAUCAAGUCUGUAUCGAAGUAAUUUACUGUAAGGGGAUGGUAGAAGGAGCCAUAGCAUCGUCUACAGCUGUAUAUUAAAUCCUAGAUGACAGUUAGUGAUAGAGUUUUUUUCAGGGAACAAGUACUGAUUUUCUUACGCAAACAAGGAUACUUGGAUGACCAAUUUUAUUUCAGAUUUAUCUUAACAUGCUUUCAUCUUUUCUUCUUUUUUUCGAGAAUUUUAGUUACUUACCAAAAUAAUUGGCAGCUAAUUUUAAGGAGGUUCAACUGUAUUUUGAUUUCCGCUGGCCCAGGAUCGACAGUGCUAUGAUUUCCCUCGGAAAUGUAUAAUAAAAUAUUUUUUUCUUCUUUAGGUUACUUAAGAGUGAUCCAGCUCAGUUAUUUGAAAAGCUUGAGAUUCAAGCAAGGUACCUUGCCUACCCCAUGUACAUGUACAAUAUUAUUGUGCUUUAGUCUGUCUGGCAUCUUGAGAAUAGCUUGCCUGUGGUUCAUGAUAAUACGUGAUCAUUAUUUUCUUAUUUUUGAUUUUUAAGAAAAUUGUGCUUUUCGUUUACGUUUAGGCUGUUUCAAUACUUGUUUGCCUCUAAUAAUUAUGGUCCCUGUUUUCCCCGCAAAGGUUGAAAUUGGGGCUUGUCACUAGUUUUUGAACCUUCCUAUAAUAAUUUACAGUAAUAAUAACAAUGUGUGUGAAUCCACUGUUCAUUACGUACAGCUGUAUGCUUAAAUCAAGAGAUCAGUCUGAAUUCAACAGCCGUUACUUACUCCCUCAGUAACGUCUGAAUCGAUCGUCCGGAAAUCUCUAGAUGGUACAGAAUUGCUUCACUCUUUUUGAUCGUAAUUAAUGUUUAACUUAAUGCAAUAAUUUUUCAUUUGUGGUUCAAUUUAACAAGUCACAGUUUGGAAGAAGAGGGCAAUUUUAAGAUAAAGAUUGUUGAAAUUUUUGAGCUCCAUGCAAGAAUGCUAUCCGCUGAAUAUUAAACGACAGUCUCGCUAAAAUUUCUCUUAAUUAUACAUAAUUAUUGGAAUGGUUUGGACAAUCAACCAAUCCAAAUCACUAAAUCACUUUACCCGGUCGAUUCAUACGUUACUGUUCCAAUACCGCAAUACCGUAAGAAAAAAUGGCAAAUACCGAAAUACCGCGUCGAAAAUCGUCUAAAUACCGAUACCGCAUAUUUUAAUCACAUUCAUAAUCGGUUGCGCAUACUUAUGGGUGCUUCCAUCUAGCGCGUUUAAUUAUCUCAGGCAUUUAUGCACCAGAUGUCCAUGUUUUUUAAAUAUUAUUUUUAGUAGAUGGCAAAUUUUUGGCAAAUUUUCACUUAAAAUAACCUUUUGGUAGGUCCACCCAACAGCUAACUAACUCAAUAAAAAUAACUCUUGAAAGCCGGUCGAUUUGGAUGAGUCAUAGUCUACAGUAUCUCAGGGGUAUCUGACUGGCGACUCGCAAGUGAUGUCUCAUUGUCAUUGGAUGCAACAACAAUCACAUCGUCGACCAGGGUUUAAUCAUUUACCGUUAUGUCUCAAGACUUCUAAAUAUUAACCUUUAUGUCCGUAUUGUAUCAAAUGGUUCAACAAUUUCAAAUCGUCAAAAAUAUAUUAAUGUAAUCCCCUUUGGGGGAUGUCUGGAAUUCAGGCUAGUCAAAUGGUUCAACUUUCAAAUCAUCAAUUUAUUAAUGUAAUCUUGGGGGCGGGGCGGUAAUCUUGAUACUGGGGUGACUGUAAUGAAGUCCAUAAAAAUUUAUUUUUUUGCCACGGUUUUUUUGUUUUGUUUAUAGUUAUGUUUGUUUGCCAAGCAGAUGAUCACCAGUUUAGUCAUUAUGUUUUGAAGCAUGCAUAACAAACUUGAAUUUUAUCUUAAUUCGUAGGGAAUAUGUGAGAGAAGUGAAAGUUCGUCUUGUCAAAUACCUAACUUCCUGUCCUCUUUCGCCAACUCAUGCGAAGGAAUUUUUUACUAUGUUGCUUGAUGAAUACCAAGCUCUUUCAAAAGCGUUUGACAUCCUCAGACCAUUCUUCUGCAAACUGGUAAGACUUUGUUUCAAUGUUUUUCUACCCAGGGCGGGUAGUUCAAAGCUGGGUUAAGGUAACCCCAGGUUAAUGUGUAAUUUGAAUUCAGAUAUGCAAGCUUGAAAAGCCAAUUCAUUUCAAUUAUUUUUGUCUGCAAUUUCAUAAUUGGAUGCUGUAAAAGAUUAAAGAAAAUUAUCUGAGAAAAAUGCUUUUCAAUAAAAGGAAAAGAAACCUGAAUGAAAUGUAAUAAACCUAGCUAAGCAUUAAUCGACGUUCGAACAACUGGGCCCAGUGUUUUAAAAGAGGCUAGAUUUUACACUUGGUGAAUAGUGAGAAAGAUCAGUUAUAAUCAUCCAGUCCUCAAAGGGAUUGUUUUCUAGCAAAUAAAUUGCAAAAUAUGUACAUGUAUGUUAAGCGCCUUCUCUAUAUAUCCCCUCUCCUGAAUUUCAUGUUUUUAAUCGGCCAUCUGACAAGAUUGCUGCACGUAUGGUGAACAUUUCACAGUUUACAACAAUACCUUAGGAUUUUACAUAAAAAGCUCAUGUAAUGUUGAUUGUAGCCUGUGUAACUGUUAGUUUCGCUGGGGUGCAGAGGAUAAAACUUCAUCGCAAUUUCUCUUUGGCUUUGUCGCAAAUAAGUUUUCUUCAGCUCGACAAACAGAGUUGACAUGUGAAAAACGCGUUUCAUCAGGGAGACUGAAAUCCUGUUCUAGGAGUGGACAUCAUUAUCGCCUGCAUUAACCUACAGCGUUGUACAUUGCUGUCUCGGGGAAAAUUGUAUUUCAAGGCUGGUUUUCACUAGCGACUGAGUCGGAGUCGAAGUCGUACGAUCUCGUGAAAACAGUGUUCUGAUUCUUCUGAUUCCGCUUACGACUCUGUCGUUUACGAUCAAGUGAAAACUAGGUUGUCGGAGUCGCAAGCAGAAGCGGAAGAACUAAACCAAUCACAAAGCGUGGGAACGUGCGUUGUGAUUGGUUUAUCCUUCCGCUUCUGCUUCCGACUCCGACAAGUCGGAAGAAAAUGGAAACGUUCUGAUUCUUCCGACUCCGAUUCCGUCACCCUUAUGACUCUGCUUACAACUCCGAUUUUUGAUUUUCACUAGGUCAUAAGCGCUCUUACGACUCCGCUUACGAGUCCCACUCCGACUCGGACUCUGACUUCGUGGCUAGUGAAAACCAGCCUUUAAGGCUGGUUUUGUAGUCUCAUUCGUAAGAGUGGUUCAACUCAACAACUUUUUUUAUGUUGCUGAAAUAUUGCUGAACAAAAUUUACAUAAGCUCUCCUCUAUGCCAAGCUCCCCUACCCCCUCCCCCAAGAGUGUGCACAGUGUAUAUGGCAACUUUUUUUCUUUGUUGACUUUAACAGGAUUUGGAGCAUUUGAGAGAGUUUGGUUUGAGUUGGGACCUUCUUCACAAACAUCUUUUCUACACAGAAAUAUACAGAGACCCAGCAGUUUAUGGUAAUCUUCCAGGCUUAAUCACACAAUUAAGGUGUGUUAUAAUAAUUAAAACUAAUAUGAGUUACAUUGUAGUGUAAUUGUCAGUGGUUUGAUGCUUUCUGUUUUUGUCUUGUUUGUCUCAACAUGUUUUGGCAAGUGACCUUCAUUUGAAAUAAUGAAAGUUGUACCACACGAUAUAAAAAGACAGCACGAUAAAUGCACGCUGUUAAAUUUACCGUGCCGGCGUGAAGGUAUCAAUAUUCCAGAAAGAGCGUAUUGUUUCAAUUGAUGGAGAAUUUGGCAUGUUUAAGACUCAUCUUGAUGUGAUUUACGUGGUUUCGUGGCUUACUUCAUGUGCGACCACCUUUCGCAAGUAGCACCUCUCAUAAGAAACCACCUUUCCAGAACACCAAAAUUUUGCCAAUCAAAUUCCUCAAGUUGGACCCUCACGUAAACGACCACCUCUUGUAAGUGGCCGCAAACACUUUUAAAGGUUAAGGUUUAAUUAUCCUUUGUUUUUAACCUCUGGUAAGCGACCGCUCGACUCCUUGUACGAUUUGUUUGUACACUGAAUUGUGAUGGUAGGGUCACCCUCCUAGCCGGGCCAAUUUUCUCCAUAAUUAUGCAGUGUAAAUUCUUUACACUGCGUAUGGGAGUGCAUAUCUUACAUAUAUUACAGAUAUCAUACAUGUCAAUGCAUAAUUUGUAUAACACUGCAUAUGGGACUGCAUAUUGCCUUGACGGGACAAUUCCGUCAAGGCGACGCAAUCAGAUCGUGCGCGAGCGCUGUUUUGAGCCCUUGACUCAGGCAAAGGGGUCAAUAUAUUUCUCAUAUAAACGCUUGCUUAAGUAGACUCGGCUAGGAGGUUGACCCUUUUUCCCGGGGCAACUUUUCUCCUUAAUUAUAAACAGGGCCUAAAUCUUUGCAUUUUGGGUGGUCACCUAUGGAAGGUUUGACUAAACGGUAAAUCCUCUAUUAAGCGCCCCGCCUCUAAGAAGCCCUCCCCCACCCUUUUUAGGGGAAGAAAUUAGCCGCCCACCCCCUAAUUUUUCUUCAGUAAUAAAUGAGAGACUGUAUUAAUCAAUCACGACUGUAAAACGUCGUGUGGACUGAUCCGGGAUGGUUUAUUUUACCAACUGGAAGUUCGGAUUUGAUUCUGAUCGUCGGCUGUAUGACCUCAAGUCUUCUUGUACUUGAGCUUAUCCACUCUGUGUUCUAGUUCUUUAUGGAGAACUGAUACCAUCGUCUUUUCUAAAUUAAGUAAGCCCCCCUCUCAAAUAAGAACCCCGUCUCUAUUUAAGCCCCCUCGCCCCUUUAAAUGGGCUUGAAACAAUAGAGGAUUUACGGCAGUACCAUUUAGUUGUGCCUUAUCUUCUGUCGAAAAUCCUGAUUUUUGGUCCGGCGGGGAUUUAAACCCAGGCCUACCACUCUUGUACCCAACCUAUAGGCCAUUUCUGAGUUCCAAAAACCCUUACUUUCAAAACUAGGCUAAGUGUAAAACGUUUCUUCUGAAAAUGAGUUUUAUUUGCAUGGGACAAAAAAAUGAUUUUCAUAUCAAUGGGUUCGCACUUAGCCUCGCACUGAAACAGAGGCUUGAAGCAUCUCGAAAAUUGACUAUUGAGCUAACGAAUCUGUUUUUGGAUUUCAGAUUGGGUGCGGUGGCGAGAGAGAACUUUCAACAAGAUAUAUUUCCAAGCUUACUGCACAGGUACAUGCAUUGAACUUUCUUAUGAGUAUUAAAGGGGUUGUUUCAAGAAAUUAUGCCAAUUCAGAUUGUGAAAACUGGCCACCAAAUUCAGCCUAACUUAAAAUAAACACUUCAAAUAGUGAAAGAACUUUUAAAUAACACAGCAAAUACAAAAUAAGUCACGGAUGGACAAAACGUAACAAGAUUAAAAUGGAUUGCAAGUGUUGUUUUUGAAAGCUGUUCAGGCUAACAGUUUCAAUGUUCAUCUUUGUUGUUUGUAAAUUUCAAAAAUAUCGUUCGGGAGAUAUAUUUGUUUGUCACUAAGCUGCUAAUUUAUUCAAUUAAUGUUAAGUUUCAUAACGAGCAAGCUCCUUCAAGUCAUUACUUUACUUGUUCAUUACUCCGAGUGCCUUUCUAUUUUACUGUUUCUUCAUCAGUACAUGCAGUCACAUUUGUUCACAGGUCUUCCUUCUUUUAAUAUUUUGCUAAUAUAUGUUCGCAAGGGUUUGCGGUAUUCUGAAUCACCUACCCCAAAUUUACAAUAUUCAUUAUGUUUUUCUUUCUUUGUUGUUUUUGUUUUGUGUUUUGUUUAUUCCUUCCUUUUUUUUUUUUUUUUUUUUUUCCAAGAUACCUUAGUUUCACCGAUGAUCUGACAGAAAUAGAAUUUUCGUGGAAGGAAAGUGAACAAGCUUUCAAACAUUAUAAAGAAAAACAGGUAAGGAAUGUGGAGGUAUGUGGUGGUAAUAAUAUUAUAGUCGACUCCUCUAAUUGUGGACACCCUCAAUACAGCGAGUUUAUCUCCGUUGUAGCGAGAGUCGUCAAAAUCCGGCGGAUGCAACGAGAAAUUUCAGUUCCUUCCACUGUGGCUAGCGGUUUGCAUCCUGGAGGCAACGACGUAUGCAUUUAUAUGCAGUUAAAUGGGGUAAACAACAAAGAGCGCCGUUAAUGUUUGGGGUCAGUGGUCGGUGUGUAUGUGCAUGCGCAUUAACUUGCUACAUCCUUCAUGCGCGCGAUGAAUGACUCAGACAGCUCUGAUAUUCACUUCGAUUGGAGGGUUAAGCUGUGAAAUGCAUCUUCACUGCUUUCAUUCAGCGGUCAUAGUGAACCCGAAACUGGAGCAAUGUUAGUUCUCGUCCUUGCUCCGACAGGUUUAUCUCCAGCAACUUCGGUUUUCCGCCGCUCUCUCCAAAAACGCACAAACACUAAUAACAACAAGAUCUUACGAGCUCCUUACUUUUUUUUUUUUUUUUUUUUUUUUACAUUUUUUUCCUCUUUUACUACAUGUCGUAGCGGUUUGUUUAUCCACAGUGAGAAUGUUAUGUAACCUCCAAUUUGUAGGCAAAACUGCGUGAAAAAAGUGGCAUACCAAAAGUGGAAUGGGAGGAUGAUUUAACAGGGAUGGAGUGGAAAAAUAGGGUAGGUCUUUUUUGUAUAAUUAGGGAGCUUAACCAAGGCGUUUUUGAGAGACGGGCGUCAACCGGAAGUGAGGAUUUUUCCCUUUUAAUACGCCUUGACGCUGUAAAAUUUGUAUUGCUUAAUUUCUUUACACUUGUAGAGAUGAUUUGACUGAAAAGCUUGGCAACACCACUGCUCGGGAAUGUAAAAAGUCCACUUCCGGUUGACGUACGUCACUCAAAAACGCGUUCGCUUAACUUCCCUUUGGUGGUGAUCGCAGCGAAAACAAUUAAGAGAAACACUGUCAACAAUUACAAAAUUAAUAUUUUCUUUUCCUUUUUGUGUUGUAGGUAUUAAGGAAGCCAAUACAGCAAAGGUAAGUUAGGGAAUUUGUUUUCUCUUACAGCUUGUGUUUUGUAGACCGUAGACCACUCUACAGUCAUAUUGCGACAGUGUUACUACCCUGUCCUAACAAGAAGUAAAGUAAAAAAGAACCAACCGAUUUCAGAAGAAAUGCUGUGGCUCUUGCUAACCGCAGGAAAACGCAAGCGUGCAAGUCAAGAUAAAAGUGGCGCGACAUUUUACAACUUAAUACAAGACAUAACAUUAUUAAGAGUGGCCAAGUGGGCUGCAUGUCCCACUCUCAGCGCGGCAGGCCGCGCUCAAUUGCCGUCCUGACAACAAGAUGGGUUUGUUUUGGUUAUCUCAUUUUUUUUAAUCUUUGUCCAAGCUUGAAAUUAGCCAACUGGUUGCCUCCUGCCAGUUGUGGUUUUUUAUCCUGUUUUUUCGUUGUUGUUGUUGUUGUUGUUGUUUGCCGGAUUAUUCUUCGAUAUUAGAGUGGAUUGCUUUUAAACUACGGUAGCUACAGCAGCGGAGUGCACUUGCACUCAAAAAGAGUCUUUACUGUUGAUUUAUAAGGCUUAACAAUGGCAAGCUAGAAGAAUCGCGAAGUUAGUGUCAAACUGCUAAAUUAUUUUUAAUUUGGGUGGCGCGCAAAUAAAGUUUUCGUCAUUGUGAGAUUGGCCUCAGGGUUUUCAGUGGACAGGGCGCUCUGAUCAUAUUGUUUGUCAACGGCGAGAAUCAGAUGAUUUUGCAAAUUAUGUUUUGUGAAUUUAAUGUUUGUUGCAAUAGUUUUUGAGGUCGUUAUUGUUGGUCAGGAAAUUAAAGUUGACAGGACUUGACCGCCACGCGCCCUUACUAGAUCCUACUAGAAACCUGUGGUAAAAAUUCUCUUUUGUGACUUGCAUAGCACUUCUUAGCCUUAAUAUUCUUAUUUGUUUACUUUUACGUUUUCCGUGUCAGACAUGCACUCCCCCCAAAUGAACGCUUUCAAGGCGUCUUUUGUUGAUCAAUCUUUUUUUUCGUUUAUAGGUGCCAGUGUGGCCACUGUAAUGUCCCCUCCUCACCAUUAAAUUCACCAGUCACGUCGCUACCACCUUUUAAACCAGGAACUUCACAUUCAAAGGUAUGCAACUACAGUUCUUCGUCACCUGCACGAAAUAACUCACAUGGACAACUGACAGCACAGUGGACGAACCCGGUGACGGGUCCAAACUUUGAUCCUCAUCUGUUGAUAUGUAAUGACCUUCAUGGUAUUCCUUCCUCACAGCUGCUUCCGCCUGCUCUGAUGAUGAAUGGUCUGGGAAACACUUGUCACUGUCCUGCUUGUAGCGGUGGAACAACAGGGUAUAGAGAAGGGGCAAAGAUUACAGAGCAGGUACUCUUGGUUUGAUACUGUUCCGUAUUUGAGGGCAUCUGUCAUUACCGUUAAUCCUCUUAUAAGCUCCGCAGGGGACUUAUGUAUUUCAAGUACAUUUGAGGGGCGCUCAUUUAAUUUAGUGUAAAGGGGCGCUGUGGUGUUCGUUCAAGCAAACCGAAGAUGGUAUCAAUUCUCCACAAAGAACUAGAACGCUAUAAGUGGAAAAACGUAAAACCGUGAAGUUGCAGGUCGUGCAGGCGAAGUUCGGAGGCUGUUAUCCACCUCGGUCUUUGGCCUUGGUGGAUGACAUUCUCCUCGAUCUGCAUCAUUCUUCGCAUCAUACUCUGCCUAAUUCAAUAUUUGUUAAUUGAGUACUGGAGUCUUUCAUUUAUUGAUUUAGUUGUGAAGGAUAAGGGGAAGAUCACGACAAAACAUACGUCACUUGCACAUCUCCCACAAUGCACCUUAUUUGCCCCCCAGAAUUUUGCAUAGCCGUUGUUUUUCGUUUCUUCUGGGUAUUACAGCCGUCCUUAGAGAAAUUGAAAACAAUGCUUGUGCAGAAUUUUGGGGUGCAAAUAAGGUGCAUUAUGGGAGAUGUGAGGGUGUCGUAUGCAAGUAAGCCCUGUCCCGUUUGUCACGCACAAUUGUUUUGUCAUCCUGUUAUAAUAAAUUAAAGACGCCUCAAUAACAGCAUAUAUUUAUUCUUCUUUCAGCCUCCGAGUGGCAUGAUAGUUGGCUGCCAGUGUAGUAAAUGCCCCUUUCACGGCACAAAGGACCAAGAAACCAGAUUAAAGAGUGAUAGCAAGAACUUCACCAACCACGCAUCCCCUGCGGUCCAUGUACCCACUCCUAACAACAAUCACAUUCACAGCAAUCACUGCCAUCCACAACACAUUGUACCUCCUCCCCCGACACCUCUUCACUGUCCCUUAGAGGACCCCCCUCAGGACCUCAGUGGCCUUCUACUGGACAGCAGCCUCAGGCAAAUCAAUUAUAAUGGUUACCAUAACAACUUAGAUGGUUGCGCGGAGGUUGAUGGUGGAGAAAACAGCUUGAGUGACAGUAACAGCGAAUAUGAAGAUGACGACGAAGACGAUGACGAUGAUGAUGAUGACGAAGAGGAGGAGGAUGAUGGCAGUAGUUGCUCCCCGCGGAGAACAAGCCAGUGUUCAGGUACCUGACUGUCUACGUAGUCUUGACCUCGGAAUACAACCGUCUCUCAUCACUCCUCCUCAGUCUCUCGUGUUUCAUCCUCUCGCCUCUUUUAGAAACGUGAAUAUUACUGAGGAGAGUUAGCAUUCGCAAAGAUUUCUGGGGACGCUUCAGUCAGCCAAAUUGUUUUCUCUGUCCCCAGAAACAGUGCCAGAAGUCUUCGCGAAAUUUAACUUUUCCCAGUUUCCUUUUCGUUUCUGAAGUUUUUUUUUUUGUAAUUUAAUAGCUGUUAUCAAUUUUUCACACUUAAAUAGUGAAUACAAAACAAAAACACUGCAAAAAGUUAACAAAUUAUUUUUAAAAAACGCUACAAAACACCAAGUAUUCAAACAAAUUUCGAUUUACGUUAUUGAGAUUACAACCACACAAAAGAAUACAAAUUAACAUAGAAAAAUUCACAAUGCCGUGAACAAGAGAAAAGGAAAAAAAGAACAGCAAUGGCCGAGACAUUAGUGUUACAUGUAAACUUUCAUAAAUUAUAAACUUACGUUAAGUGAGACGCAUAUGCGGGACACCUCUUCUACGAGCUUACAAAUGGCAAGAAAUUCUUCCAUUUCUUAAAAUGUGUGGUUAGUUUGUUCCGCCUGUUCGCUAUUGUCUUUUCUACGUGGUAAAGUCGUUUCUCAAGUGGCAAAUAGAGAUAUUUCGGCUCUAUUCGCAGGCUAAGAUCAAAGCUGUCAUUAAGCGUUGUAAUCGUAACGCCUGUUGCAGUUGUACUCAUAUGAUGUUACUUUUUUCAAAGUGGAAAGCUAAAGGAGACAGUGAAGAUACUUUGUGAAAAGUUCCAGGUGAAACUUCACUAAUUACAGCUGCUGAAAAAACUGAACGAAAGCCUUGAAGAUAGUGUGCAAAUGAUGUCACAUCUUCAAUUCCGCACCUCUUUUAAAUUCAAUCACAAAAAUCAUUCCCUAAAAAUGAUAUCUGUUGUUCGUAGGAGAAACAUCCAACAAAAGUAAAACAAACCUCAAGCAAUUUUUUUUUCACACACUGUUACAGAACUGUACUGACUACUUAAAACCUUGUAGAUCGUCCAACCAGGUGAUAUAUCUCGGCUUCGUUUUUUGCAGACGUUGAUGGACUGGGGCUUGAUGUGCCACCCGGGUCUCCCUCGAGUGUGCGCAGUAGUGGAGAUGGCAGCUCAUGUGACACUCCACCUGUCAAUCAAUGUUCGUCAUCAACAGAUGAUGGUAGAACAGACCGCGGCAAAUACUGUGAUUGUUGCUACUGUGAAUUUUUUGGCCACGCUGCAGUAAGUAACUGCUAAUUGAUUGUCUCCAAUGUAACCCUCUGAUGGAUCACAUCUCUUGUUAUAUAGCGGGAAAUGUUUUUUCCCAGCAGCGUGCGGUCUCGUAGGUUACUUCCAUCAAGGUCACGCCGCACAUGACAAUUUGAAUCAACCUUUCUCUUACCAAAAGUCCCUGAGCGGGCAACACUGCAAAAUCUGUGAUGUCAGAGGGUUACAGUGCUGUGACAAAUCACUUUCGUCUGUUCAACACAAACUGCUUAUUGUGGGGACUUUCCUCGUUGAAUGGUUGUUAUCUUAUGUCUUUUAGCCUCCUGUAGCACCCACCAGUCACAACUACACAGAGAUGCGCGAUAAGUUAAGAAGUCGACUCAAUAAGCGACAGGUGAGAUUAUAUAUAGAGCCCUGAACUUCAUCGAGAUGUUGGAAUGUUAUAAAAUGCUGAUAAGACACUGCCAGUAAAUAUCCUAAUCAGGGUGCAAAGAAAGUAAUUUUUACAGCUUGCUAUUCGGGCAAGCUGAAGUUAGCAUUUACUAGCCCAAACGUCAUUUCAACUAGCCCCCAAAAUUUUUGGAUGAGCAGAAUUGAUUUCACAGUUCUUCUGUAAGAUGAAUUCUGCAAAAUACUUCACUUACCCGUCGGUCAAGUUAAGAACAUAAUUCACUAGCCCGAUAGCAAAACCCACUAGCCCCGGGCUAUCGAACACUACUUUCUUUGCACGCUGCUGACCCCCUCACUUUCCAGUGGCGUUGCACCUCCUCUAGGGAUCUAAUGAAAUCAUUAGAUCCCUAUGUGUUGCAGCUCUUUUCUUUUUGGGCCAAGUUCCAUUGUUCGCUUAGUUUGUUCAUUGGUUGCCUAGCAAAUCCUGUGAAGCCUUAUUACGGCUGCGAGUACAUCUCACUUUCAAAUCAAGACUGCAGAAGUCUGACUUCAAGAAAAAUCAAGUUUCAUUUUAACUCGUGGAAAUCAGAAUGAUAGUAAAAAGAACAAGUGAUUCCAAGCUAUAGCUGCUCCUUGAGGUUUCGUUCAAAUGGACACAACAAAGGUUUUCCUGAACAGACUGAACAGUUUAAACUACCGUCGAACCUCUGUCAACAGCUACCAGUUCACAACGGCUACUUGUUAACGCGUGAAUACGCGAAGCGUAGAAACGACUUUUUGCAGGCACUCCAAUAUGCAUAAGGGUCACUCUCUCAUUCAGAUCUACAUUGAUGCUCUUCAUUAUUAGUCGGCCCCGAACUCGAGAGCGCCAAUAUCUCAAUGUUUAUCGUCGUAGAUCGAUCUUUUCCGAAGUCCGCUGUGAUAAAGUUCACUCGGCACGCAUUAGGCCCAGAGUUCGUUGGAGCUGACAUUGCAGUGGUUUUGUAGUUUCAGGGCGAUUAGGCGUCUUCAAUGGACUUUGAAAUGUUUCAAUUAAGCACCAGGGCAAACCUAGAGACUGUAUUUCUGUGCCUUUUGACUUGACUCUCUAAUUGUCGUUUUCCGCGAGUUAGCCACAGGCCUUCGUUGAUUUGUCUCGGCGGAAAGUCAUCACAGUCAUUAAUGAUAACAGUGUGUUUUGUUGCAGCCCAACCAGGCGGUACAAGAAGACAAGAAAAACGCGCCUGUGGUUGAUCACCGGUCAGUGGAUGACCUCCUGACAUUCAUCAAUGGGCAAGGCGUAGAAGACGAGGGGGCGCGGUCAAAAUCUAAAGCGCAGAAAAGAGCGCGACAGAAACAAAAAAAGGUAUAGUUACUUUUGCUUUCCUAUUAAAUUUACAUUUAUAUUUUAAUUGACGUUGAAAGGAUUAUUUAUGUGCCACGGUUUGUGUUCGGCUUGGUUCGAUGGAGAUUAGCGUCAACACGAGAACGCGAGGAAACCUAGUUAACUUUCGCAAAGACUUCUUGAACUGUUACGAUGGACAGGGAAAAAAUUGCCAAUAGUAUUUAUUUAUUUAUGUAUUUUUCUGUGUGUGUAUGUAUUUAUUUAUUUUUUUAUUUACCAUGUACAGCCUACCCCUCACAUUUUGAGGAUUAUUGGUAUGGUUAACAGUAACAGUAACAUUCCAGAAACCAGCAUUUGCGGGACACAUUUUGGCUUUUCGUUUCCAAACUGGCGAACUUGGGUAAUUUUCUCUUUAUGUUUUUAGGCAGCAGAAAAAGAAAAGCAGGCCCUGAACUCGAACUAUCAAAACGGUGGUAAAUGUUCUUCCGCGGGUUGCGAGAAGAUCAACGGUGUUCAUCAUGAAGGUUCCGAGAAGAAGAUAAGGAACAGGCAGCUGAGUGAAGAUACUCGGAAACGAGAAAUGCCUGCAUUGAACGAUAAAAACUGCGAGGAAGGAAAGCGGGCACAGCGGAGGAAAAUGGAGGAGCCUAAGCAAAAGCAAAGGGAGGACUUAAACGAGUGUUCCAAGUCACGCAAGAAGCAGAGUCAGUCCCGACAAAACAUCACGGUGUCACGCCAGGAUUCAAAAGAGAUUAACGGCAAGGAAAAUAAUCUCGGCCCGCAGCGACAGGCUGGGGAAAAACCGGAGAAACAGCGACAGGAUUCGUUAUCCCAAGUCCCGAUUCCUGUGGAGAUUUGCAAGGAGGAUGCCCAAGAUAAGUCGGAUAGCAGCAGCCGGUCACAGCAGAAAAAACAGGGGAAGAAAAAGAAGAAAAUGUCGCUAGGUAAAUGUGGAGCUUAAGACCUUGAAUGGCGUCAUCGCUAUUUAUAGAGCAUAAUAGAAAGCAUUGUACUAGAGAGUUUCUAAAUAGCUUUUAUUUUAUUUUAUUAUUACUCUUUCAAGAAUUAUUACACUUUCAGGAAAGUGCGGCUCAGUAGCUUUCACUGUAUAUUAUUCAGUAUGAAUGCUGUGCUGUAAAUAAGAACAUUGCUUCUGAAAAUAUUAGCAAAUUAUAUUUCGUAUUUGUUCACAUCCUGUAUUUCCCCCUUUUAGAUGACGUUUUCUUGCCCCGUGAAGACAUUGAGGUAGGUUUUUUUUUUCUUUCAUUCCACUUUGUCAUCUUUUUGUUGUGUCUACUUUAGUUUUAGAUCACCCCGCUAGCAGAGCGUUCGUUUAAAGCUGGUCCCGAAUAUUCUGGUCCGACUUAACCGAAAUGGACCGUUCCAUUUGAUGUACCAACCGAAUUGUCCGGAAUUUUGGGUUGAGCGGAAAGCGCCCAAGUUUUGACCUUCGAUCAGAAGCCUGAAACUCGCGCUCUCCCGCACAGGCACUCCCUAACGGGUGGUUACUACUAGUAUAUAUAGUAUAUUGGCUUUUUAGGGGUAAUAUAAAUACUGGUAACCCAGUAGUUUCUACUGUGGCCCACAAAUAAGACCAGAAACACAAAAAUAAAAACACUUUGGAAACAUUUGGAAAUAAACAUAACAAACUGGGGGCGUUAAGAAGCCCAACUGUCCCGAGGCAAACCAGUUGGCUAUUUACAAGCGUGACUGACGAGUUAACCUCGAGGCCCUCCAGAACAACUCCAGCUAGUGGUUUAAAGGGGCGGGGGGAUUGUACUCAGGGCCUCUGGAUUGCAAUUCCAGCCCUUUAACUGCGCGACCUCGCUGCCUCCUUAGGUGACCUUUGAUGCACUAACAUAAUUCCUGAUCGAGAUCAUUCCAAAUGAGCACACUCUUUCCUCCCUUUAAUCAUAGCCAUAACAAAAUUCUCAACUCUGAUUGGCUAUCUAUUGUACUGAUUUCAGCACUAAUAGGACAGUACGCGCCAUCAUGCGCGCGCUUAAAUGGUUUUUUUCUUCCCUGCUAGCAAAAAACUCUCGGAAUUUCUUGUGCUUUGAUUUUAAAAAAACUGAAAUAUAUAGGUAUGAAUAGGUAACAGAAUAGGUAACAGAACUUCGUGUCGUCCAAUUCGGUCCGUAAUCAUACUCGUAAUAAACAAAUCGGACGACCGCGUAAUUUGUUUAUCACUCCGUCUCGUAUGAUUACAGACCGAAUUGGACUCCACUCAGUCCUAUUACCAUUAUUAAUGGCGAAUUAUUAAGGACCGAGAUCGGUCUGAUAUGUCAUUUAUUUUUUUUGUAGACUGACAAGCUUACUCAAAUGGAUGAAGCCGAGCGUGAAUUGGAGGAGUUCAAAAGGUAUGGAAGCUCAGAAAAGUCGUUUUAAUAGUCAAUAUUGACGCGUUCGUUUGGGAUGCUUAAGAUACAUGGCCCACUGUCUAUGCUGUGGUUACUGUCGUGCCUGGACAUCCUUUGUGCUUCUCGUGUAUUGUCGUUUAUCUAGUUUACAGAUUUUGCUCUUUUAGGAAAAAAUAGAGUGUGUCUGCUAACCGUUAUCGUUUUGCUUCAGGUUUUGCAUGAAUCUAACACCACUGGAGAGAAGGGAACGUAUUCCAGUAAAUGUCAACCUGAAGGGGCUCCUGAGCGGCAAGAAAAAUGGUUCCUCGUAGAUAAUGCUCCACACUCUACCUCAGCCCCUGAUCAAAGUGGCCCACCAGGCCCGUUGAUCCAGUUUUACCCGAUGACCUAUUUGACUAGACGAGUCACUUAAAAAGCAGCGUAAAGAAGGCAGCAGACGAAGUUUUCAUUUCAAUUUAAUCAAAUGCACAGAGAAUUAUAUUACCAAAUAAAAUGUCUAUUUAGUUUCGUGAAGAAUUCCAC
This is a messenger RNA of Porites lobata, 24876 nucleotides long. The record is from the annotation of a GenBank genome assembly. Lineage: Eukaryota; Metazoa; Cnidaria; Anthozoa; Scleractinia; Poritidae.